Molecule: messenger RNA, 413 nt
Organism: Strongylus vulgaris
Lineage: Eukaryota; Metazoa; Nematoda; Chromadorea; Rhabditida; Strongylidae
Source: the annotation of a GenBank genome assembly
AUGUCAUCCACUGAGCCAUCUACGUCAUCUAGCCGUGGAGAUGAUACUGCUAGUGGAACGGAGCUAGAAGGGAUGACAACUUUUGUGGCAGCCGACCUCGAGGAAAGAAUUCGCGAGAGUUGUCGGAUGUCUGGAAGUAAUUGUGAUUCUCCUGAUGACGCAGGACCAAUAGUGCCGGAUCCUAGGAUUCUCGAUGACUUAGAAGUUCAUGCGAAAGACGCUGCGGCAAACUUAGAUACUGUCUUAAGAGAUUUGAGAGGUUCUCUGCAUGGAAUGGGAGAUUUGACCUUAGAAUCAAUCCAAUGCUAUAAUACAGCCAUAGCAAAUGCUUGUGAUGUAGCGGAUGUUAAUAUAAAGUCAACAUAUUCGGUAUCUUUUUCAGCUUCCCCUCCUUUGUUGUCUUCGGCAUAAUC